AUGUCAGUGCCUUCGCCUUUCGCAUCGCUUCAACAAACUGCGAUGAAAGAACUUUCGAAAUUCACCGGGGAACCUGACCAAAAAGUGACUCAGUUUGUUGAUGCUAUCGAACAUAUCGGCAGUUUCACUGAAUGGACCGAACCCGCCUUGCAUACACUUGCCACUAUUAAAUUAGGUGGAUUGGCUUUCAACUGGUACAAUAACAACAAGGAUACCUUACGUACUUGGCCUUUCUUGAAGGCUAACCUGUUAGAACGUUUCCAACCGUCUAUAUCGGUUACCAAGACUCGCUUGAAAACGCGUCGUCAACAAACAGACGAAUCGCUCUCCGCCUUCUACGACGAUAUUAUCGAGUUAUGUAAACAGGUGGAUAAGGACAUGCCAAUCUAUAUGAUUGUCGACUACCUACAGGAUGGCGUUCGGGACGAUUUGAAGGUGCAUAUUAAACGUCGUAUGGCAACCAUGCCGGAUGCACCAUCACCGGCCCUAUUCCUGAAAAUCGCCCGUGCCGAAGACGAAUUACAAAAGGACGUCUCUUCGGUUGCACCUCCCUCGUUGUUCUCGCAGCCUUAUUUCGGUCACGUUGCCGUCGCUACUAAUACCUCCACGGCAGUUCCUCAUCAUUAUCAUGCUCCGACUACGUCUACACCCGCUCCUAGGGCACCAUUUCGCAAUACCCCCCCUAACUCGGCUCCACGGUACCGACCCUGUUUAAUCUGCAACAAAACGAAUCAUCGUACCAUUGACUGCUCCGGCAAACAACCGAGUGGCUGUUUCAAGUGUGGUGAUCCUACUCAUGUGAUCCGCGCUUGUCCACAGGUUUUCCAAUAA
Messenger RNA from Didymodactylos carnosus, 831 nucleotides. NCBI's taxonomy places the organism in Eukaryota, Metazoa, Rotifera, Eurotatoria, Philodinida, Philodinidae. The record is from the annotation of a GenBank genome assembly.